Messenger RNA from Theobroma umbraticum, 867 nucleotides. RefSeq lists its product as uncharacterized. The record is from RefSeq and is a predicted model, not a curated record. NCBI's taxonomy places the organism in Eukaryota, Viridiplantae, Streptophyta, Magnoliopsida, Malvales, Malvaceae.
AUGGCUUCUUUAGCAACCCAUUUGUCAGCAUGUCUCUUCUUUGUCCCUAUAGGGAUCCGACGCCUCCUUUGUUCCUCCUCUCUCUACCUCAAAAACCCAUCUUUAUUCAAAUCAAAACCAUGGUACUUCUCCAAUCCCAAAUGGAAAAACUUGGAUCUUUACAUCCUCUCAAUUGCACUCCCCAUCGCUUCUUUCUGUCAAAUUUUCUUUUUUCUCUCCAUUUCAGGCCACCCCACUUACCGUUUCUCCUUUUUCCAACAUUUUGCAUCCCUUUGUCUCUUCUGGGUACUUACCAUUUUCUUUGUUCUUUAUGAAAAUCUUGACCAUUUUCUUUUCAAUGAGAGUUUCAUCUAUAUCUACGCUGCCAUAGCCUUUCUUGUUGAGUAUUCUGUUAUUGGGGUUGGGAUCACGGGUCUCGGGAGUGUUGUUUAUGAACUGCUGGCUCAAUUGACCCUUGUUUGUGCUGGUUCUUGCCUGGUUUUGUCCAUUAAACCAACCGCCUUCUUCGCCGAAUUUUUGUUGUCCACUGGAUUGGUUUUUAAAGGGACUUGGUUGUUGCAAGCUGGUUUAUGUUUGUAUACUGAUGCAUUUGUUUUAAAAGGGUGUAAUAAAAUGGUGCUUUUGCCUGCUAGUUCAAAUGCCGAUGUUCAUUGUGAGCUUGAAGAGGAUGGUAUGAGGGGUGUGGCGUUGGUGAAUCUGUUGUUUGUUGUUCAUGCAAUUGGGGUUGUCAUUGCUGGUUUUGUAGUUUUCGGACUUUUGUCAAGUUUUAGGAAUCUGAGGUUUGGGGAGGCAAGUGGUCCAUUGCUGGCUGAGCUUGAAUCAGAGAGUAUAUUGAUGCGCCCGAGUCAUGAACAUGAGAUGGAAUGA